GCUGCUGCUAUAACAACAACCACACCCACAACAACAGCAACAACAACAACAACAAUAACAACAGCAACAACAACCAUGCUGGUGGCUCUGUGCUCCUUCCCUCAUGCACGCCACACCAACAUGCCCUACACUGCCGCUCCUCUCGGCACUCCUUCCCCGCAGCGUGUCCUGGCCGUGCUGUGCGUGCUGGUGCUGAUGGCUGCCGCCGUGCUAGCCGGCGGCGGUGGCUUCUACGGUUCUGGUGGUGGUGGAGGACGCUUCGUCGGUGGUGGUGGGCGCUUCGUCGGAGGCGGGCGCUUCGUCGGCGGUGGCGGCGGCAGGCCCUUCGUAGGUGGUGGUGGCAAAUUCGGAAGCGGUGGUUUUGGCGGCCUCAGCGGCGGCGGCUUUGGACUCGGCGGCGGCGGCGGCAGCGGUGGUUACGGCUACAGCGGUUGAGGCGACACCUCGGCCACGGUCACGAUGCUGUCGGCGUGGUGCUGAAGGCAACGCUCCUGAGGACGACGGUGAAAGUGAAUGAGAAGGUGCCAAUAAAACUGUUUGAACGUG
This is a messenger RNA of Scylla paramamosain (green mud crab), 546 nucleotides long. RefSeq lists its product as uncharacterized. The transcript has 4 exons. Bases 76 to 435 code for a protein of 119 amino acids. NCBI's taxonomy places the organism in Eukaryota, Metazoa, Arthropoda, Malacostraca, Decapoda, Portunidae. The record is from RefSeq and is a predicted model, not a curated record.